UAACUAUGGAGGAUCAGAACGACGACGACGCCAUUUCCAGUUCCGAAGUUUCCAGGCUCCGAUGGCACGUGUUCUUAAGCUUCAGAGGCGAAGACACACGCGACCCCUUCAUAAACAACCUCUACACCUCGCUCCACAACAAGGGCAUUCGAGCUUUUCGCGACGAAGAUGGGUUACGCCGCGGGGACGAGAUAGCGCCGACUCUACUCGACGCGAUCGAGGAGUCUGCGGCUUCCAUCGUCAUCAUCUCCCAAAACUACGCGUCGUCGUCGUGGUGUCUCGAGGAGCUUUCCAAGAUAUGCGAGUGUAAGAGGCUCAUACUCCCUGUGUUCUACCAAGUUGACCCCUCGGAUGUUCGAAAACAAAGAGGACCCUUCUUUGGAAAACAUUUUAGGGAGCAUGAAGAGAAGGGAACUGAGAAGGAAAAGUUAAUGAAGUGGAGGAAAGCCAUGGAAACAGCUGGUGGAAAAGCUGGUCUUGUUUUCAAAGACAAAGACAUAGACAGGUAUGUGUGUUUGAUUCAACGUUUAGUCAAAAGGGUGUUGGAAGAACUAAAUAGUACUCCACUGAAUGUGGCUCCUUACACAGUUGGACUCGAGUCUCGCAUUGAAGAAUUGAUGAGCUUGUUAGAUGUUAGAUCCAAUGGCGUUCAAGUUUUGGGAUUAUAUGGGGUGGGUGGGGUUGGUAAGACCACACUUGCGAAAGCUCUUCACAAUAAACUUGUUGGUAGCUUUCAGUACCUCGUUUUCAUGAAAAAUGAUAGAGAAAAUUCUGAAGAUGAAGAUUUAGUGUACCUUCAAAACAAACUUAUCAAUCAUAUUUCUCCUGGUAAGCCUCCUGUGUAUGAGGUUAGUUCUGGUAUCUCUGCAAUCAAAGACGAAGUUUAUGAGAAGCGAGUUCUUAUUAUUAUGGAUGAUAUUCACAAUGUAAGACAGCUUGAAGUGCUAAUUGGGAGAAGAGAUUGGUUUUCUGAAGGAAGUAGAAUUAUUAUUACCACAAGAAACAGAGAUGUUUUACCUGAUCAUCUUGUGAAUGGGUUUUAUGAGGUCAGAGAGUUGGCCUUCACUGAGGCACUACAACUUUUUAGCCACCAUGCGCUAAGAAGAGAGAAACCCACAGAAAGAUUUAUGAAUCUAUCCAAGCAAAUGGUCUCUCUUACAGGAGGUCUACCAUUGGCCCUGGAAGUAUUUGGUUCUUUUUUGUUUGAAAGGUGGAGAAUAGAGGAAUGGAAAGAUGCCCUGCAAAAGUUGAAAAGGAUUCGUCCACGCAAUCUUCAGGAUGUGUUGAAGAUAAGCUAUGAUGGGUUAGAUGUACAAGAACAGCGCAUAUUCCUUGACAUUGCAUGUUUAUUCAUUAAAAUGGAAAUUAAGAGAGAGGAUAUACUUGAUGCAUUGAAAGGUUGUGGUUUUAGGGCUGAGAUAGCAGUUACAGUGCUCAGAGCAAGAUCACUCAUUAAGAUUUUUGAGGACAAUUCUUUGUGGAUGCACGAUCAGAUUAGAGACAUGGGAAGACAAAUUGUUCUAGAUGAAAGUCCUGUAGAUCCUGGUAUGCGAAGUAGACUGUGGGAUCGUGAUGAAAUCAUGAGUGUCUUAAAGGGUGAGAAGGGAACAAGAUGUAUAGAAGGAAUUGUCCUAGACUUCGAAGGGAGGCCCAUUGUUCAGGAUCCAAGUGAAUGGUGCAAGAAAUUUCUUCAGGAUAAUGCGGAGAAUGAGAGAAAGGUAGUACUUCACACUAAGUCCUUUGAAUCAAUGGUUAAUCUAAGACUUCUUCAAAUCAACCAUGUGAGAUUGGAAGGGAAGUAUAAAUAUCUUCCAGCUGGACUAAAGUGGCUACAAUGGAAAGAAUGUCCUCUGAAAACUCUUCCUUCUGAAUUUUUUCCUCGGGAACUUGCUGUCCUUGAUCUCUCAAGAAGCGGAAUUGAAAAAGUAUGGGGUUCGUGUACUAGCAAGGUAGCUGAGAACUUGAUGGUUAUGAAUCUCAGCCGUUGCUACAAUUUAGCUGCUAUUCCUGAUUUAUCUGGGAACCAUGCCCUGGAAAAGCUUAUUCUUGUGGGUUGCAAGAAACUGACUAAGAUUCAUGAAUCACUUGGGAACAUGAGUACAUUACUUCAUUUGAACUUGAGAGAAUGUUCUAACCUAAUCAAAUUUCCAACUGAUAUCUCUGGGCUACAAAAUCUUGAAAUCCUUGUUCUCUCUGACUGCUCAAAAUUGAAAGAGUUACCAAUGAACAUAGGAAGCAUGAAAUCUCUUAAAGAACUUCUUGUUGAUAACACUGCUAUAGCAAAGUUACCAGAGUCCAUUUUCCGCCUUACAAAACUUGAAAAGAUUGAUCUAAAUCAUUGCCAACUCUUAAGAAGACUACCCAACUGCACUGGAAAGUUGUCUUCCCUGAAAGAACUCUCUCUUAAUAAUUCUGCUAUAGAAGAAAUACCUGAUUCGGUUGGAUCUUUGUCAAACCUUGAGAUAUUAAGUUUAAUGUGGUGUGGAUCACUUACUGCCAUUCCUGAUUCUGUUGGCAGUCUCAUAUCGUUGACACAACUUCUACUUAAUGGUAGUGCAAUCAAAGAACUGCCUAUUUCUAUUGGUUCAUUGUCAUAUUUAAAGGAGUUAUCAGUUGGAAACUGUAAGGAUCUGAGCAAAUUGCCUGAUUCAAUUGAAGGACUAGCUUCUAUGGUUGAACUUCAGUUAGAUAGAACGCCAAUCACACAUCUGCCGGAUCAGGUAGGUGCCUUGAAAAUGCUAAGGAAGCUUGAGAUUAGGAAUUGUAAAGAUCUUAGAUUUUUACCAGAAUCAAUUGGAAGCAUGUUGGCUCUUACUACUUUGAACUUUGUCGGUGCCAAUAUUUCUGAAUUGCCGGAAUCCAUAGGAAUGCUGGAAAAUCUUAAUAUAUUAAGAUUGAACAAGUGUACACAACUCUGUAAGCUUCCUUCUUCAAUAGGAAAUUUGAAGUCCUUGCACCAUUUGUGGAUGGAAGAAACUGCUGUAACAGACUUACCUGAAAGCUUUGGGAUGCUCUCAAGUUUAAUGAUACUAAAAAUGGCUAAGAAGCCUUACAUUGAGUUAUCUGGAAACGGCAUGCCUAAUUCUAUUGAAUUUCCUACGUCUUUCUCCAAUCUAUGCUCGCUAGUAGAAUUGAAUGCUCGUGCUUGGAAACUAUGUGGGAAGAUUCCUAAUGAUUUUGCAAAGUUGUCAUCAUUGGAAAGUUUAAAUCUAGGCUACAAUAAUUUUUUCAGCCUUCCGUCUAGCUUGUCGGGCCUUUUCAAUCUUAAAAAGCUUUUAUUGCCCGACUGCAAAGAGCUCAAGUCUCUCCCUCCACUUCCCUCAAACUUGGAGGAGGUGAAUGUUGCUAACUGUACUGCAUUGGAAAGUGUGUCCGAUCUUUCCAACUUGGAAAGAUUACAGGAGCUGAACCUUGCAAACUGUGAGAAGGUGGUGGAUAUUCCGGGCCUCGAAUGCUUGCAGUCAUUGACAAGGUUACACAUGUGUGGCUGCAAAGCAUGCUCUUCUAUGGUUAAAAGAAGACUGUCUAAGAUUUGUUUGAGGAACAUACGCACUCUUAGCAUGCCUGGAACCAAGAUUCCAGAUUGGUUUUCUCGAGAGGGGGUUAGAUUUUCAGAACACAAAAACCGUGAGAUCAAAGGUGUGAUAAUAUGUGUUGUUGUCUCUCUCGAUCUCCAAAUACCGGAUGAGUUAAGAGAUCAACUCCCUAUAAUAGCAGGUAUAAAAGCAAAUCUUGUCAAAAUGAAUAAACCUUUAUUCACUACAAUGCUGGAAUUAAAGGGAGUUCCAAAGACGCAUGAGGAUCAUCUGUACUUAUGUCGGUUUCCAGAUUGUCAUCCGAUAGUUUCUAAGUUGAAAGAUGGUUAUGAGAUCAAUGUUAUAGAGCAUGACCCACCAAUGAUUAAAGGGCUUAAGUUGAAAAGGUCUGGGAUUUAUUUGGUUUUUGAAGGUGAUGAUGAUUAUGAAGGAGAUGAAGAAUCAUUAGACGAAAGCCAACUAUCUAUUUCAGAAAAGCUAUCAAAGUUUUUCAGCUGUCUGGAAGAGGAAGAUCACACCUCUCAAUCUGAUUGUGUAGUUGAAAGCCAAGUGCAAGCGAUUGAGGAAGAAGAAGAAGAAAGAGAAAUAUCUGAGCCUGUUUGGUGGGACUUUCUGAGGCCUUUGCAUAGGUGUUUUUGCCUAUAAAAAAGAGAAGCUACCUGCAAUCCUUGACUCAUCUGCUACUAGUGCUACAAGGCCAACAUCACCUUUCAGGUAAAAUGCAGCUUGGAUUCAAGCAUUUUGACCUCCAAGCACGCAUGCUUCUGCUUGUGAAUUUCAGGCAAGGGACUGGGUCUCCUCCACACAAUGUAUAAUUCCGGCCAUUUACACAGCAAUGAUUAGAAUGGCAAUGUUAUACACUCUACUUUCCCAGUCAAGAUGGGGUUUGAGAUGAACUAUAACUACCAAAGAAUUUGUGAAAGACUACUGUUGUAUCUAUUUGUGUGUGUGUAAAAUAUAACAAAAACACUAGGUACCCUAUUUGGGACU
This is a messenger RNA of Quercus lobata, 4526 nucleotides long. Its product is annotated as disease resistance protein TAO1-like. Gene Ontology annotation, molecular function: ADP binding; ATP hydrolysis activity. The record is from RefSeq and is a predicted model, not a curated record. NCBI's taxonomy places the organism in Eukaryota, Viridiplantae, Streptophyta, Magnoliopsida, Fagales, Fagaceae. The transcript has 6 exons. Gene Ontology annotation, biological process: signal transduction; defense response. Bases 6 to 4181 code for a protein of 1391 amino acids.